Molecule: messenger RNA, 2330 nt
Organism: Amphibalanus amphitrite
Lineage: Eukaryota; Metazoa; Arthropoda; Thecostraca; Balanomorpha; Balanidae
Product: purine nucleoside phosphorylase-like
Exons: 6
Coding region: 177-1265 (362 amino acids)
Biological process (GO): nucleoside metabolic process
Cellular component (GO): cytoplasm
Molecular function (GO): purine-nucleoside phosphorylase activity
Source: RefSeq, a predicted model, not a curated record
GAAAUGCAGUGGGGAGCCGUCCCUCAGGCAGGUCCUUGUCGACGGCGCGCAGACUACCGCCCACCCCACCCAUCACAUAUCCCUCUGUCACGCAGACCCCACCACCACCGCUCGACGGUCGGUAGCCAGUGUGUGUGUGUGUGUGUGGCGCACAUACCGCGGCGCACAUCGCCUCAAUGGAAAGUCUGGUCGGGUCGCAGCGCGGACGGGGGUGUGCGCUGCGCGCGCAUAGUCCGCCCGCCGACCUUGCGAUGGCCCUGCUUGACCUGUGGUCGGCCGGAGGCGCGGCCGUACUGCAGUCGCAGCAGCGCCGUGACGGAGGCAGGACGCUCACGGACCGGUACCGACGGACGACGCAGCGCGGGCGAUAUAGAAGACAGCUCGACCGACAGCCAGCCGCAGCAACCAUGGCCGCCGAACCGUUUGACUACAACACCAUCAGCAUCAGCGCCAACUACCUCUUGGAGAGGACCAAGCACCGUCCUGCCAUCGGUAUCGUCUGUGGAUCGGGACUAGGCAGCCUGGUGGACCACCUGAAGGAGCGCGAGGCGUUCCCUUACGAGAAGAUCCCCAACUUUCCUGUGUCGACGGUGGCCGGCCAUGACGGUCAGGUCGUGUUCGGUCUCCUGAACGGCGUGCCCGUCAUGUGUAUGAAGGGUCGUUUCCACAGCUACGAGGGAUACCCACUAUGGAAGACGGCGAUGCCGAUCAGAGUGAUGAAGCUGGUCGGCGUCAACAGCGUCAUAGUCACCAACGCCGCCGGCGGCAUCAACGACAAGUACCACGUCGGAGACGUGAUGCUCAUCAAGGACCACAUCAACAUUCCGGGAUUCGCCGGAAACUCCCCACUCGUCGGCAAAAAUGACGAGAAUUUCGGGCCUCGGUUCCCGGGCAUGUCGAACGCCUACGACAAACAGCUUCGUCAGGAGGCCAAGAACGUGGUGAAGGAGAUGGGUAUCGAGGAGAGCGUCCACGAGGGUGUGUACGUCAUGCUCGGGGGACCCUCCUACGAGACGGUGGCCGAGCUGCGGCUGCUCCGGCUGCUCGGCGCCGACGCCGUCGGCAUGAGCACGGUGGCUGAGGUGGUGGUGGCGCGCCACUGCGGUAUGCGCGUGUUCGCGUUCAGCCUGGUCACCAACAAAUGCAUCAUGGAGUGGGACUCGGACGAGGAGGCCAACCACGAGGAGGUGAUCGCCGCUGCCAACGCCCGCAAACACCACCUACAGGAGCUGGUGGGGCGCAUGGCGGCCCGCAUGGCCCAGUGAGGGCCCACCCGGGGCCGUUCGCCGGUCAUGUGAGAGCCCACGGGCCCCGCUAGGCUUCCUGCGUGGCUCAUAAAGAGCUAUCUGGUGUCUAGUCUUCUUGAGGAGGUGUGACAGAGGCUGAAGCAAAGACUAUGACGAGAGCCGAGGCUGGGGUGCAGGAGAGGUAGUGGAAAAGCGGGUGGCACGAUCGAGCUUAAGCUAAACUGUUGUUUGGAGCUGGCUAAAAUUGAGUUGGAGUUUUACUGGUUAUAGGCUCAGCCCAACCGCAGAGGCCAGACUUCGUUAUUUGGGACUUCAGAGUGAACCUCUGCAAAGCUUCAGCAUUGUCCCUCUCGUUGUCAGGUGAAAGAAGUAUCUUUUUUUAAUUGAUUGUUCGAUGCAUUCCAUAGAAAUGCAUUCCACAUAAUCAAAAAGUAUAUGGCUUGUAGCAACUGCCCUUUUGUAUUUCGGUAGCACGCAAAAGACGAUUGGGUACCUAUCCGCCUCGCUUUGAUGAGGCAAUGAUUCCAGUAGUGACUUGUUUAGCGUCGUAUAUGUUAUUUAGUGUGUUCAUAUCAUGCGUAGUGCCAGCCUCUGGUCUGAAACAUUCCCAAUGUCUCGAACAAUGAUGAGCAGCCUAAAUCAAAACUCAGAACUUCCGGUGCAUUAGCAGCUCGUAGUUUUUGUAAGCGCAUUUACACGGUUUUCCGUUUUAUGUAACUGUUAUUUUCCACCUGCUUUUAAUUGCUGCCUUGAAAACAAUCAAAAUGCGAUGAUGCUUUUGGUGUUCGUCUCUGUCUUUCUCAUCUUUUGCGUCUCAUUAUCGCUGAGAAAAUCAGCAUUUUAUGGCUUCUGUGACAUUUAUUCAAAAUCUCAGGCGGACCAAUGCAUUCAUAAUGUUUUCCUUGAUGUAGGCACGUUUUGUUCCAUGUUUCUGCAUUUCUCGUCGCUCUGUGCAAUGUUCAUUAGAAGCAUGUACAUCGGUUGAAAGAACGUUGUGUGUCUUGUUCACGUCUCCAUUUGUUGCUUGUGCAUGAUGGCAACGUGUAAAUGGUAUAAUAAAUUGAUAUCGUCUUUAUUGAAUAA